GAGAGAGAGAGAGAGAGAGAGAGAGAGGCGUCUGAUCUUCAGCUCGUUCUCAGUCCUUCAGUUCUUCAUCGACUCGGAAACGUCGCGCGCUCGCGCUCUGGAGACGGAUAUUUGUGGAUAUCUCGAGCGUUGUUUUAUCGUACCGUGCGAAUUCUCAUGAGAGGUUUUCUUCAGCGCGGACUGAUGUGGAUUUAAAGCCUUUUUUCAGUCCGAUCCGAGCUGCAGAUUUGAUGUCAAACGAAGUAAACGGCAGAUUAAUCAUCCCCGAGCCGAGCGAGCGCUGUGGAUUACGACCGAACUCGUCUCUCACGGAUCGGUUCCGAUGAUUGCGCACUGACAUCAGAUCCGAGCUCGUACCCAGCGAACCCAGACAGUCGUUUCAGCGUUUCCCUUUUGGAUUCCGUGGGGUGAAAUAGUAAAGUCUGGCGUAUGAAACGGAUCGCGUGCGCUUCUCCUGCUCGCCGUUUCUCCGCCGUCUGCUCUGCGCCUGUGGAUUCGGACCUCCGGAUCUUCAUGACUUGCGGACAAAAUGGCCGUUUUGUAGCCGGGGAACCCUCUUGUCGUCCCGCAUGUUCAGGACCAAACGAUCGGGGCUCGUCAGGCGACUCUGGAGGAGCCGCGCGCCCGCGGAGGGCGACGGAGACGCGGACACCAGCGGCGCCGCGGGCUGCUGUCUCGGUAAACCGGGCGCCAGUAAGCCGAACCCCGGCACCGAGGCCGAACUGAAGGCGCUGACAUACUCGAUCCUGAAGAAGAUCAAGGAGAAGCAGCUGGAGGUGCUCCUGCAGGCGGUGGAGUCCCGCGGCGGAGCGCGCAGCCCCUGCCUCCUCCUCCCGGGGAAAGCGGACGCCAGGCUGGGUCAGCAGUCGCUCCCGCUGCCGCUGCUGCUCUACAAGGUGUUCCGGUGGCCGGACCUCCGGCAUUCCUCGGAAUUAAAGAGACUUUCGUGCUGUGAAUCUUACGGGAAAAUCAACCCGGAUCUCGUGUGCUGCAACCCGCAUCAUAUGAGCAGACUGUGCGAGCUCGAAUCCCCCCCACCCCCGUACUCAAGAUAUCCCACCGAUUUUCUUAAACCACCUGAUUCUCCAGGUUCUGUGCCUGCUUCCACUGAAACUGGAGGAACGGCGUAUUCGGCCCCUAUGGGGUUCUCAGAUUCCCUGGCUCUUCAGGAGCGUGGAGAACAGCCUCAUUGGUGUGUGGUGGCGUACUGGGAGGAAAAGACCCGCGUUGGGCGCCUAUACUCCGUCCAGGAGCCAUCUCUGGACAUCUUUUAUGACCUACCUCAGGGCACAGGCUUUUGCUUGGGCCAACUCGCCUCCGACAACAAGAGUCAACUGGUGCAAAUGGUUCGGGCCAAGAUUGGCUACGGCAUCCAGCUGAGCCGCGAACCCGACGGUGUGUGGGUGUAUAACCGGAGUUGCUACCCUAUAUUCAUCAAGUCAGCCACACUGGACAACCCCGACUCGCGUACGCUGCUGGUGCAUAAAGUAUUCCCUGGCUUUUCCAUCAAGGCCUUUGACUUUGAGAAGGCGGGAAGCCUACAGCGGCCCAAUGACCAUGAGUUCAGCCAGCAGCCGCGGACGGGCUUCACCGUGCAGAUCAGUUUCGUGAAGGGCUGGGGGCAGUGCUACACCAGACAGUUCAUCAGCAGCUGCCCCUGCUGGCUGGAGGUCAUAUUCAAUAACCGAUAACAGCGAGCCCCACCCCUCACCACGCCCCCCAUUCCUUCAUGGAGACGGACUAGCCCUUACCUUUUAUGGACUAUGUUGUCUUUCUGUUUUGUUUUUCGUGAGAAGUUCUCAGAAGGAUGCUUUACGAGAGAAAUGGAAACCGGAAGCUCACUCGGACUUGUGUAAUGAAUGACUAAGAUUUAAGUGAAAUAAAAGCUAAAAUGUAUUUUAUGUUAAAUAUAAAUAUAUUAUUACCUGUAAAUACGAAGUUUUAUAUGCAUUGUUAUUUAUGUAUUGUGCAAUGUGUUGAUGAGAAAAAAAGAGAUGCACUUUGCUUAAUAUAA
This is a messenger RNA of Carassius auratus (goldfish), 2014 nucleotides long. Its product is annotated as mothers against decapentaplegic homolog 7-like. Gene Ontology annotation, molecular function: transcription regulator inhibitor activity; I-SMAD binding. NCBI's taxonomy places the organism in Eukaryota, Metazoa, Chordata, Actinopteri, Cypriniformes, Cyprinidae. The record is from RefSeq and is a predicted model, not a curated record. Gene Ontology annotation, cellular component: heteromeric SMAD protein complex. Gene Ontology annotation, biological process: regulation of transcription by RNA polymerase II; SMAD protein signal transduction; anatomical structure morphogenesis. The transcript has 4 exons. Bases 570 to 1691 code for a protein of 373 amino acids.